This is a messenger RNA of Liolophura sinensis, 1900 nucleotides long. Its product is annotated as acetylcholine-binding protein-like. Gene Ontology annotation, cellular component: membrane. Gene Ontology annotation, molecular function: extracellular ligand-gated monoatomic ion channel activity. The transcript has 4 exons. Lineage: Eukaryota; Metazoa; Mollusca; Polyplacophora; Chitonida; Chitonidae. The record is from RefSeq and is a predicted model, not a curated record. Gene Ontology annotation, biological process: monoatomic ion transport. The coding region runs from base 63 to 767 and encodes 234 amino acids.
UGUAUGUGCGUGUGUAAUAGAGAUUCAGUUUUAACGUGGCCGUGUCAGGUCUACUGCGCACAAUGGAAAACAUCAAGGUGGUGGCACUCUUUGUGACAGCAUGUCUCUGCUAUUUGCGACAUGUGUCUGCCAUUGAAGUGCCAGACGUUUACACGGAGGUGCACAAACGGUUAGAAGACCGGAGAAUGAAAUCCGUAGCUCCUGGAGAAUUAGAUCCGGAAUAUCGUAACGUUACUGUCGGCCUGUACUUAGUCAACAUUGUACAGCUAAAUACACGGGACAAUUUUUUGGAUGCUGUUUAUUGGAUUGUGCUGAAGAAUAAUGACCCUCGGCUGACAUGGAACCAUACUUCCCCUGAGACCAUGGUGUUGUCUAACUCCAAGAUAUGGAUUCCGGACAUUGAAAUUUUCAACGGGUUAAACAAAAUGGAAUACCUAACGGUUCACGACGCCAUUGUGGGGAAAGAGGGCCACGUGGUUCGUGUCCCUGCCGUCAAGUUUCGGGUGCCAUGUGCAGAAGAGGACAACAACAACAUAACGUGCGGAAUCAUGCUGGGGUCGUGGAUGUAUAAUACGAACGUACUGCAAACAGUGGUAGAGGGAGAAGGGGUCGACCUGCAAUUCCUCAACCCAAACCCAAAGUGGAGUGUGGUGGGGUCUUCUGCAAAGCAAAAUGAGAUAUCCUUCAAAGUGGCAGGAGCAGACAGCAAUUUCUCUCAUGUUGAAUACAGCCUAACAUUCCAAAGUAGGGACAAGUGUCGUAAAUAACAUCUGUUUAGUAUAUUCAUAACAUCUGUUUAGUAUAUUCAUAACAUCUGUUUAGUAUAUUCAUAACAUCUGUUUAGUAUAUUCUAACUAUUGCAUGUACAGCACAAAAUUUUAGUCAAUUUUAUGUUCUUUGUUUUCACUUUUUACAAAAAUUCCUUUAAGAGGUUAUUUAACUGUGUAACCAAAAGCAUAAAUAUUCUCUAAAAACAAAAACACGUUAAUCACUUUGGUGAAAAACAAAGCGCAAUAACCUUACCAACAGCCGCUGUGAAGAUCAUUUAAUUAUGUAAAGAACUUUCUUUCAAUUUUCUAUAACAAUUUGACAUUAAUCGUGCGUACGUUUUAUAUAUUUUUGUUUGUCACUUUCUUGCUAUUAUUGUUUUUGCCCUUUGUGCUGAGUGUUUGUUAUAUUAUUAUGUAACAUUAUAUUAUACAUGACUUUUGAAGCAAAAACAAUAGUUUAAUGUCAACAGAUGAGAUUGCAAUGUACAUGCACAGGUUUCUACCACAUUGGCGUUAGAACGAACUCUUGAUUAGACCUACAAAGUUUUCGCUAAAAGUUACCAAUUUUAGUCCAUGCAUACAUAACGCUACCGAAUUAUCUAAUACAUGUAAAAGGUGUCUCCAGUUUAUUUCUUCAAGAUAGAUGGGACAUGUACAUGGUGUCUCCAGUCUACAUUUCCAGGUCAUACACUCUAAGAAAGGUUGCUUCUUCAAGGCACUCGGUUAAGUUCUUUGGCAUGCUUCACUGGUGGAACCAAAGUUAGAACCAAAGAAAGAACCAAAUGUAACCCUUGUUUUCGCUGCGCCGAGUUCUUCGACCUGCCUCCAUGCGCAAACAUGGUCUGUAGACCACUAAAGUGAGUUGUCACUGACCCGCACUGUGCUUUCGGCACUGUUGAUUUUUCUCCACCCACACCACCAGAGGUUAAGGCUGAACCAGAGCUACCUAACGACCGGUACCUAUAGCGAACAGUUACGGUUAGAUUUCAAACCUUUUCCAGAGACAUUUAUUGCUUACCCAUGCAGUAGUUAUCCAAAUAUUUUGGAUUAUAUUAUAUGUACACCAACAGGUUCACAAGAAAACCAAUCAUGAGAGCAAGAAAAACGCGCGGUUCUCUGAAGAACCAUGA